GCUAAAUCACGCCGUCUAGCCGUGGCAGCCCGUCGGGUGACGUAGGUUGUUGGGUUGUGGAUUGACGUUGUAAGUCUAUCAGCAUGAAGUCAGCAGCACCAGUGUUAUCAGCGGCAGGGCGACGGGCGCUCGCUCGACUGUGAACUCCGACACGGAAUCCCAUGAUAUAAAAACACAAAUAUCUCACGAGCUUUCCUUCGCUUCUCGUCAAAAAAACUGUGGGUGGAAUCUUCAGAUUUAAAGUCAUCUGGGAAGCAUUGAAGACUAUGAUCCACAUAUAAAAACCACUGCAUUCCUGAGACUUCUUCUGUGUAUCUUCCGGUCCCUGAAGACCACUUAGCUAUAUCUAUAAACAACAUUAUGGCGACUACUGAGAACAAGCGUCCAGACAUCCCCAAGGAGCAGGCACUUCUAAAAGUCCCAUUAAAGCGGUCGAUGCGAGACAAAGGCAUAGACGGCGCUCCCAUAAAGAAACGUGUGAUGGCUGCUCUCAAUCUAUCCUGCAAAAAAAUCCCAGAAACCUCUCUCGGCUAUCAGGUCUCCAAAGCGACGAACAGGAUAGAGGCCACUCCGGAUCUGAGCCCUGGUUUGAAGCACACUCUAGCGCAGUUCUCUCUGAGCAGCCAAUGUUCCCUCGGUGGCCCGGCUGCGUUUACUGGUCAUCAUGGUCAGUAUAAGCUGGCGCCCCCUCUGGCCCAGGGAGGUAUUGCAGGAGGGCCCCUACUAGUCCCCCCUGACAGCUCUACAGACCUCAGCAUCUGCUGUCUGGAGGGCGAGUCCAUCUCCUGCUUCUCUGUGGGAGGCGAACUGCGUCUUUGUCUGCCCCAGCUGCUAAACACCGUCCUGCGGGACUUCUCGUUGCAACAGAUCAACUCAGUGUGUGACCAGCUGUAUUUGUACUGUUCCCGCUGUGAUGCCACACAGUUACACAUUCUCAAAGUGCUGGCCAUCCUUCCUCCAGGGACUCCAUCCUGCGGCCUCAUCACUCUGACCGAUGCUCAACGUCUCUGCUACACCCUGCUGCAUCCAGGAGAGGAACCAUCUCUUGAUUCCCACAAAGGGCACGGGGCUGAAGAGGAGGAAGAGAAAGACGCCGAGGAAUCUGGAGGAUUUUGGGUGGAACACCAAUGUCUUGGCAAGUGUCAAGGCCUGCUUGUACCCCAGCUUUACUCCUGCCCGGAUGCGCCCUGCAUCCGCUGCUCCCAAUGCCGGAUGUUCUUCUGCCCGGAGCGCUUUGUCAUGCACUCCCAUCGACAGCCAGACAAACGCACAUGUCACUGGGGCUUCGAUUCUGCCAAGUGGGCCUGUUAUCUGCAGCUGGCACAAAGACACCUGGGAUCAGCGGAUGAAGAGAAGCUAAAGCAGUCUCUGCAGGAUAUGAAGGCGAAGUUCCAGCAGGAGAAGAGGCAGCCACAUAUAGAAGUAUCUUCACCUGCCUUUGUGUUUGACUCACGUUUGCUUGCCAGUCUUAAGGAGGAACCCGAUCAUGAUGACAUGAUGUGGCAAAGCUGGUACCAGUACACUCCUGACAAGCUGGCUGGGAACAACUUGGCACAACACUCUGAGUGUUUGUCUGAAAAGGAAAUGGGGUCUAUAGGAACAGAGGCACUGGGCGAUACUCAGGACGAAAAGAACCAGGAUGCACACGACACUGACCCAAAGACACCCACCUUUGCAGGGCAAGAAAAAAGUGGCCAGUCAGAUGAUGCCAGUCCAAAUGAAUGGCAGAAAGUAGAUACGUCAGCUAGUAAGCGGUCUGUUGGUGUGACUGUGGAUCACAGUAAGGACUACAUGGUGAUGGAACUCCUUCAGAUGUAUAGUGCUCAGCACGACAAACUUCAGUCAACACUAUGCAGACAGAAACAGCUUGAAAAGGAGCUGCAGGCUCUGCAUCAAGGUGAAGCCAUAGACCGCUGUGAUCUACACGGGGAGCUGGAGGCGGUUCAGACUGAGCAUGCUCAGAGGCUCGGUGAAGUCCAGCAGGAACAGAGAAAGUUGAAGUCCCGACUCGACAAGCUGAGGCAGCAAGGCUGCAGAUGCAAAGAACUGAAUACUGAGCCGCACCAGGAAACUAUCUAUGCCAAACAGUUAUCAGAACUGCGCCAGAGGCUGGACCGCGCUGAGGAAGACCGCGAGGAGCUGCAGGAAGAGCUACGCAGGGAGAGAGAAGCCAGAGAGAGGCUGGAACGUACCAUCUCUGAGCUCAAACAACAGAUGAGGGAGUCUCCGCACCCGGCUGCAAUGGACAGUUCCAUGUCUUCAGCCUCCAGUGACACAUAUGUCCCUGACGCCUUAGCGUGAUCUACGGUCACCAACCAGCAGCCUGAUUUCUGUGAUCAAAAUUCAUUUUGGAAUGGUAUCUCCAUUUUGGAACCGGAUGCCAAUGUAGUUUCUAUUGCAGUUCUACGGAACAAUUCUACAAUUAUGGGCCAUCCUGAGUAGGUUUGGGUUUUAUGCUGUGAAUUUGUUGAAAAGUUGAGUAACUAUUGAGCUGAACUGAUUCUUU
Molecule: messenger RNA, 2506 nt
Organism: Rhinichthys klamathensis goyatoka
Lineage: Eukaryota; Metazoa; Chordata; Actinopteri; Cypriniformes; Leuciscidae
Gene: skilb
Product: SKI-like proto-oncogene b
Exons: 7
Coding region: 361-2301 (646 amino acids)
Biological process (GO): negative regulation of BMP signaling pathway
Cellular component (GO): nucleus
Molecular function (GO): DNA-binding transcription factor activity, RNA polymerase II-specific; RNA polymerase II cis-regulatory region sequence-specific DNA binding; SMAD binding
Source: RefSeq, a predicted model, not a curated record